UCAAUAAAAACAAAAUAAAACCAAACGCCAAAACUUUUUAAAAAUCAUAAAAAAAACUAUUUUUAAUACAAAUUGAUUUAAAAAAAAUUAAUUUAACAAAAUUAUAAACACCCUGUGUUUGGAUUUUCUCUUAAACCUUUUAAUACAAAAAAUCUUAAAUUUUGAUCGAACUUUAUAAAAAAUUUUAUUUGCAACGAAUUUCUUUAUUCGCAUUGAACCAAAUACUCUUCAUCUAAAAAUCGACUUUACUCUUUGUUUCAUUCUAAUAAAUGUUCUCUUAAACCCAAAAAAAUCUAAUUCAAACCACCACCAUAAAUACGUUGUCAUUCUACACAUGAACACUGUAUGUGUGACUACUGAAAUGUGUGUAAAUGUGUCCACUGCAAACCCUCUGGCGUACGUGAAACGUAUACAAAUAAAUUUAUUUUAAACAAUUUAAUUUAAAAAAAAAAAAAACUAAAAAACUCUCGAAAAAACACAAAAAUCGUUACGUAUUUGUUGGAAACUUUUAAUCUUUGUUUUCAUUAUCUCGUGUUAUUUCUUUAAAUAUUGCAACGCGUUAUAUAAUAUUUUUUAAAAUUAUUGAUUGCGCGCGUACGGUUUAAUUUAAAUCGCGUUCAAAAUAACCGUAAAUAUUCCACCCCUCCCCCAAACCCCAACCAUCCCGCUGGCGUGCGCUCUUUACGACCCCCACGAUGUCUCGGCAGUCGGGUCGCACGCCGCUGCCGGGGCUUGGUGGGGGCCACAUCAUCACGCUACUCCACAUCCAUCCACAACUGCUGCCACUGCCGCCCUUAAUCACCAUCAAACGGCAACUGGGACGACGCAUCAUCAUCAACAAUUGCAUCAUCCGGCUCAUCACGCACAUCCGCAUGCCCAUGCGCAUUUGCAUCCACAUCAUCAACCGCAUCUGCAACAUCAUCACCUGCACCACCAACAACAACAACACAAUUCCUCCUCGGCGGGUUUGGCAUCUUCGAAUGCAUCAUCUGCCUCCUCAUUGUUGGGUACGGAAUCGUCACUGCAACAACAACAACAAACAUCACAACAACAACAAUCCUCAACACAACCAACCACACAUUCCACACCUACUCAUGCGGUUAUGUAUGAAGAUCCCCCGCCUGUUCCUAUAGUUCAACAACAACAGCAGCAGCAACAACAACAACAACAGCAAUUACAUCUCCCGCAUCAACAACAACAGCAAACAAGUAGUCAACAGUCCCACAAUAACGUUGAUACUACUCCCGUUGGUUGUCUUAGUCCCUCAGAAACACCUGCAGGUCCUGCACCACAAUCUCAGCAGCAUUUAACAUCACCUCAUCAUCAGCAACAACAACAACAGCAGUCAAAUACAGUACCCUCCAGUGCUCCUAGUAUUCAACAGCAACAACAGCAGCAGCAGCAACAACAACAGCAACAAAACACAGCAGUGGCGUCCGGCCAGACACUAAUUGUUACGCCGACAGCGGCGAGUGUUUCCCCAUCCAGUGUUAGUUCCCAACCUCCAGAUAUGUCCCUCUCAUUAGCACCAUUGCAUAUACCCGCGAUAAGGCCAGGUUUUGAAGCCGACGCUGCCAGUGCAGCCGUUAAACGGCAUCCUCAUCCGGCAUGGCCGUAUGAAAGUGAUGGCUUCAGUUCAGCGCAAUAUCAUCAUGCAUCGCAAUACUACUUAGAAAGAGAUCGUAAGCCUGUAUUCUAUGGUUAUCCAGAAACGCAAUUUCAGCCUUAUUGGAAUUACCGCGAACAACCCACAUCCGCUGCAGCUGCGGCCUACAUGAGUGCUAGCGAUGAUAGACAUGCAACGGUUAGUGCUGCUGCUGCAGCCAGACAAUCGGUAGAGGGAACCUCACAGUCAAGCUAUGAAACGCCAACUUAUUCUUCGCCUAGUGGUUUACGAGCGUAUCCAAGUGAAGCAUAUUCAAGUACAGGUGGUUCUGGUGGUUUAUCUGUCGGUGCAGUUGGACCCUGUACACCCACCAAUGCUUUGCAUGAAUGGACCGGUCAGGUUUCUGUACGAAAAAAGCGUAAACCUUAUUCGAAAUUCCAAACCUUAGAGCUAGAGAAGGAAUUCUUGUACAACGCCUACGUGUCCAAACAAAAACGAUGGGAAUUGGCCAGAAAUUUAAAUUUGACCGAAAGACAGGUGAAAAUUUGGUUCCAAAAUCGUCGCAUGAAAAACAAGAAAAACUCACAACGUCAAGCCAAUCAACAAAACAACAACAAUAGUUCAAAUAGUAAUCACAAUCACAGUCAGGCAGCCCAACAGCAUCACAAUAAUCAUCAUUUGGGUUUGGGUUUGAGCAUGGGUCAUCAUGCCACAAAAAUGCAUCAGUGACCUUUGGAUAACAGCAGUGCUGGCACCAUGGGAUUUCCAACUUACUAACAUUUAGCCAAUAUUAAAACGGAAACGUUUACCGAAUUUUAGUUCCACAAACACACACACACAUAUACCCGGAAGACAACCAAAACCAAGAACUCUGCCCCAUACUUACAGUUGCAACCAGUUUGCUGAAGAAAUUAUGAACUGAAUACUAAAGAAAUCUGUAUAAAACUUGAAACCUUAGUCCCAAAUUGUAGUUAUUACAAUGUCAGACACUGUUGUUGUCUACUCUUUAAAUGAAAACAUUACUACAACCAAUCAUUAGUUCAUUUAUACAUACACAGAUACAGACAGACAUGCAUACAUUCAUAAGUAAAAAUUUUAUAAAUGUAUGUUAGAUUGACUUUUGUACACUCAUUGAUACAUACAUACAUCAAUAUAAACAUUUAGAUACAUUUGUGUAUAUGUAUACAUAUAAAUAUUUAAAGAUUUUAUACAAAAAUAUAAACUAAGUAGAAAUUUAAAUAUUCAUAUACAUACACACUCUCUCACUCUCAUCAUCAAUCCAAAACACAUUUAUUCAUUCAUACAUAAAUAGAUUUAAACAAAAUUUUUGCAUUGUAUCUCAUAAAUACUAAAAAAACAACAACAAUUUGUAUGCAAAAUUAAAACACACACUCAAACACUCAACUCAUUUUGAAAAAUUUUUUAAAAGUUAAUAUUUAACCCAAAUACAAAAAUACUAUAUUUGAGAAAAAUUUGCAAAACUAAAAGAGAUAAAAUUAUAUAAAAUGAUCAAAUUUUUAACUUGAAGGAAAAAAAUUAAAAGAAAUAAUUUUAAGAAAAUUUAAAUAAUUGUUUUUAAAAAAUUAAUGAAAUCUAAUCUAUAUGUAUUAGACUAACUAAUAUAGAAUUUGUUUAAAAUCAGACAAAUGUUAAAAUUAGAAUUUGUUUUAAAAAAAAUUGUUUUUCAUAGUGUGCAAAAGAUUAAGUGGUUCGAUAUAAUAACAAAAUAAUAAAAUACUGUUUGUCUUUUUGAACACAGGAUAAAAGUUUACCACUAGGGCCUAGAGUAAUCCGCUAUUUACACGAGAUAAUUCACAUAUUCGUAUGCAAAAUACGAUUGUUAAUAUCGAUUACAAAACAAGUGAAAUUCAUGUUGCAUGAGUAACUUAGUUGUCUGAAAAUCAUUUGCCACAUGUUCUAUAUAUGUCGACCACUGCAAAUAUUAGUUUACAUACCAACUGUUCAAAUAUAUGAUGAUAUAUGUAUGUUUAUUUAAUCUUUAAUUGCUUUAUUAAGAUUAAAUAAAAAUCUAUGUUGUAAUUUUGUCCAUAAUGUAUACUUGUUUUGUUAAUUAAAUAUUUUAAUUGUGAUCAUGCUAUUUUAUCAAACAUUUGAUCAUUGGUUGGAGCCUACAUUUGGUUUAAAAAGAUUUAGUAUAAGACAAAACCUAAUCAAUAAUAUAUUCAGUUUUUAACUUUCUAUUAUCAAAAGUUUAUCUUUAUGAGAGUUACUUAACCCUACUUAAAUGUAUUCUAAUGCAAUAUUUUUCACAAAAAGAAUAUAUUUUUAAAGAUUUCAAUCAAAUUCGGGAAUCAUAUUUUUAGACAGAUUCUAUACAUUAUUAUGAGAAACUUUAAACAAUUCUUUUAACUAAAACACAAAAAAUGAAAAGGUAUGUUUACAAAUAAUUAGAUUUCAUUAAUAAAUUGUUUUCUUUCUAAUUAACAAUAAUAAAUAUAUAAAAAUAUAAUAAGUUCCUGUAAAUACUUAAGAUAAAAUAAAUAUUUACUAAAUUAAAAAGAGAUCAAAUUGUAAAAUAAUUUCAUUUAAAACAUGCUUUAAUGUAGUAAAAACAAAAACAAAUACUUAAAUAUUAAUAAAAAAAAUAAAAAACAUA
Messenger RNA from Lucilia sericata (common green bottle fly), 4223 nucleotides. It is a transcript of the gene Abd-B, whose product is annotated as homeobox protein abdominal-B. The record is from RefSeq and is a predicted model, not a curated record. Gene Ontology annotation, molecular function: RNA polymerase II cis-regulatory region sequence-specific DNA binding; DNA-binding transcription factor activity, RNA polymerase II-specific. The transcript has 5 exons. Gene Ontology annotation, cellular component: nucleus. Gene Ontology annotation, biological process: regulation of transcription by RNA polymerase II. Lineage: Eukaryota; Metazoa; Arthropoda; Insecta; Diptera; Calliphoridae. Bases 1103 to 2335 code for a protein of 410 amino acids.